Molecule: messenger RNA, 1529 nt
Organism: Benincasa hispida (wax gourd)
Lineage: Eukaryota; Viridiplantae; Streptophyta; Magnoliopsida; Cucurbitales; Cucurbitaceae
Source: RefSeq, a predicted model, not a curated record
GGAGAGUGCGCUUGCAAGAAUCACUCGUGCCAUUGAAAAGUGCUUAUAGAAAAAUGAGUUGAAUGCAAUCUCACUGGAAAAUGGGAACUGAUUUCUGAAGGAACUCAACUAGCCGAUUAAGCCAUGGCUUCAACAACAUCAACUGUAGAAUCAAGUGAUUUGGAUGUUUCUCAGUUCCGUCAUACGCCUUUCUACUGUGAGGAGAAUGUAUAUUUUUUAUGCAAGAAAUUAUGUACAAACAGAAUGGGUGAUGCACGGGAAGCUGAUCUUUUUGUUGUUUUCAUUUCUAAUGAGAAGAAGCAGAUUCCCCUUUGGCAUCAGAAAACCAGCAAAAGAGCAGAUGGUCUUGUUCUGUGGGAUUACCAUGUCAUUUGCGUUCAGAGAAAGAAAGAAGGUGAAUUUCCUUUUUUAGUGUGGGAUUUAGACUCAACUCUCCCUUUACCUCUCCCUCUGGGCAGCUAUGUGUCACAAGCUAUCAGGCCAUCAUUUCAAAUCUCCCCUGAGUUUCAAAGGCUUUUCAGAAUCAUCCAUGCUCCAAUACUUUUUCGUCAUUUUGCAUCUGAUAGAAGGCACAUGAAAGAUUCCAAUGGAAAUUGGAUGGCUAAACCCCCUGACUAUGAAGCCAUUGUUGCUGAAGAUGGAACUAUACACAACCUGAAUGAGUAUAUGGAAAUCAAGGCGGCCAAUGUUUAUCCGAACAACAACAUUGAUGUGAAAGAUGCAAUUUUUUCUUGGAAACUCGGAGCAGUCGUAAAUGAUCUAGAGGAGUUUUUCUCUCAUAUUCUUUAAACAAGAUUGAGAAAAUUCUGGUAUGCUUCUUAAAGUUUAUGUUUUUCUUUACAUACUUGAAAAUCUGCAGAUCACUUGGUAGUUGGCUUGUCUGCAUUGUUUACCCGAGAACCUGGAGCUGCUUUCUCAAAUGAGAAGUUCCAUAGUCUUUUUCAAGUUUAUGGAGUUCUUUAUGCUGGGGAUGGAUUAUUGUGCUAGCUCUCUCGAGUUCAGCCCAUUGGAAUCAGUUGCAACUUAUAAAGGCAUAUUUGGGAAUGACAAUGAAAUGGUUCAAAUCAUUUUUUUAAUUGACAAAAUCACUCCAAAAGAAGUUUUAAAUCAUUCAAAAUCAACAUUGAUGGUAAAAAAAACCGUGUUUAGAAGUGUAAAGUCAAAUAUUAAAUAGAUAUUAAAGGGUUAAAGACAUGUUUUAAAAUGAUUUUGAACCUGACGAAAGUGAUUGAAAUCAUUCUCAAACAUUUCUUUGUUUGUACAUAUUAACAGCAAGAACUCCACUUCAAUUUGCUACACCCUCCACAGACACGCAUGCUUGAUCGUGAAACUGCAAUCGAGUAUCUAAUUGCCUGUUGCUAGAGUUCAAGUCAUGUGACAAUGAGAUUCUCCUUGAUCUUUCACUUUUUUCCUCUAGUUUAGAAGAAUCUAUUGCAGGAACAUGUUCAGCAUCUGAAAUACUUUGGAAUUCUCAUAAACCCAUUAUAAGUUUCUAUACUCUAUGAACUGUACUCAAUGAAUUGCAUGCA